Molecule: messenger RNA, 1188 nt
Organism: Psammomys obesus (fat sand rat)
Lineage: Eukaryota; Metazoa; Chordata; Mammalia; Rodentia; Muridae
Gene: Pgf
Product: placental growth factor
Exons: 5
Coding region: 53-367 (104 amino acids)
Biological process (GO): positive regulation of protein phosphorylation; positive regulation of mast cell chemotaxis; response to hypoxia
Cellular component (GO): membrane
Molecular function (GO): vascular endothelial growth factor receptor binding; growth factor activity; chemoattractant activity
Source: RefSeq, a predicted model, not a curated record
UCCAGUAGUGGUGCCUUUCAGCGAAGUGUGGGGCCGCAGUUACUGCCGGCCGAUGGCGAAGCUGGUGGACAUUGUGGAUGAGUACCCCGAUGAGGUAUCUCACAUAUUCAGCCCAUCCUGUGUCCUCCUGACCCGCUGUGGUGGCUGCUGCGGUGACGAGAGCCUGCACUGUGUGCCACUGAAGACGGCCAACAUCACCAUGCAGAUCUUGAAGAUCGCCCCCGGUAAAGAACAGCAUUCUCGUGUAGACAUGACAUUUUCUCAGGAUGUGCUCUGCGAGUGCAGGCCUAUUCAGGAGAAGGUGAGAUCAGAAAGGAGGAAGAUCAAGGGGAAGAGGAAGAAAGAGAAGCAGAAACCCACAGACUGAGGAACCCCACCUCAGGUGAUGCUGUUUCCCCGGAGGUAACCAGCCACUCGGAGGAGAGACCUUCCCGCACCCAGCUCAUAUAUUUAUUACCUUCACCCUCUCAGAGCCCUCCCUGCUGGUACCUACCCUCUAUUUAUUAGCCAACUUGUCCCUGCUGAAUGACUUGCUCCCUCCAAGAUAAGGGGCAUGGAAGGACAGAACCCUCAGGAAUUCAGUGCCUUAAACAGAACGUGAGAGAAAGAAGGAAGCCAGCCACGGAUCCGUGGGAGCUUCGGCUUGGGAAGAAGCAAGACAUGGACAUGGCCUUGCCAGGAGCAAGCCAGGCACCAAGAGGUCCUGAGUCUCCAGGGAACUGCAGAAGAAGAGAGGAGGGCCAGUACCUGCCCUGGCUCCCGGGUCCACCCAGACAGCAGCUCUGGCCCUGGCUGCAUUGACGCAUGUAGUGGGGACUCAGCCAUGUCCUCCUGCUGCUAGGGUCAACGGUUUAUCCUGAAGACCAGGACAGGGCUUUGGGCCCAAGAGGACAUAACUUGCCUGUGGGCUUUGCCUUUCAGCCUACAAGUUCAUGCCAUCACCCUUCACAGAGCACCACCGCCCUGUCCCCUCUCGGAGACACAGGCAGAGUGGCCUGGGGGCUGAACAGAGGGCGGGAUGAAUGAUGAGUAAUAGCCCAGUAGGUUGUUGAACUUUGAUAGCUGUGAGUCAGGGGCGUGCAAAGGAAAGCGAGCAGAUCCCCGGAGGGCCCUUGCAGCCCAUCCGUUGUCUUGUGCCGGGACUGUCUAACUGCCAAGCCAGAUUCUCUUGAAUAAAGCAUUCUAGUC